Messenger RNA from Gregarina niphandrodes, 975 nucleotides. RefSeq lists its product as hypothetical. Bases 1 to 975 code for a protein of 324 amino acids. The transcript has a single exon. Lineage: Eukaryota; Apicomplexa; Conoidasida; Eugregarinorida; Gregarinidae. The record is from RefSeq and is a predicted model, not a curated record.
AUGGAAAAUCGAACAGAGCCGAAGACAGCGGAGACCCUGGACACUGUGUCGGCCGAGGCAGAUCAAAUUGACGCAAUAGCGGAGGCUCGCAAAUGGUUCCGGCCGGACUACUCGGGCAGUGCCUACCAGAGCAUCUUGCGUUACAUGAAGGCCGACUUGGAUCUGGAGACGGAGGUGGAAACCCUGGCGGGACCUGUGGACACCUCGUACUCCAGUGGCGACUCACCGAGUGUGUCGUCCACGGAGGGCCUUUUGUGGGAGCUUUGGUACAGCGUGCUACACACCGCUAAACGCACCCCCUGGGAUGAUCAGACUGCGGCGGGCCGGCUGGUGGGGUUGGUUCGCGCCUUGAAGGCACGCCCAGACCCAGCGCUUCCGGCCCAUUUGUCUGAGGACGCUCUCCGCGCUUUGCGGGAAGACUGGAUUUUCGCCUCCGGGAAACUCUGGAGCCAGUUGUCCUUGCUGGGAGCGUCUGCCCGAGAGAGCUGGAACGACGGCCCCGACUGUACGAGGCCCGUUACGCUCCCGGAAGUGCACGCCUGGACCAACGUGAGCGCCUUCGUCGCUCGACUCACUCAAGAAGACUUGACGAAUUUUUCGUGCUACGCCCGAUGGGCAGCUGUCGACCUCCUGAACCCCCGCUACGCGGACGCGCGUCCCCAUGUGGCCGCCAUGGCCGUGUGGGUCAUCAUCGCAGGCGAGAAGUUGUGGCAACAACAAUUCGACGAAUCAAUUCCUGCCAACAACAAAAUCGACAAAGACAUGUGGAUCAAAAUCAAGUCCUGCCUCCAGAACUUCGCAGCCACCGGCCAUCCUAUGCCCAACUCGGUACAGGACCCCCCGACACUGAAGCUUCCGACGGUAGACCUCUCAAUACUGAACCCCGUGCACCGAGCACUCACCGUACUCACCAACUUGCUGACUCCCACCCUCCCUGGCCACCCCUCCAGCCCGUCGUCGUCUCUUCUCCUUUGA